Messenger RNA from Schistosoma mattheei, 1590 nucleotides. Lineage: Eukaryota; Metazoa; Platyhelminthes; Trematoda; Strigeidida; Schistosomatidae. The record is from the annotation of a GenBank genome assembly.
UUAUGCCAAUGUGAUUGACGGGCUUAGCAAAUUGUACUUUAAAAAACUUCUCCCACUUGAAACCUUGUACAAAUUCCAUGAUUUCCACUCACCUCCACUUGAAAAAAGCGAUUUCGAGUCGAAGCCAAUGGUUUUGCUUAUUGGUCAGUAUUCUACUGGAAAAACAACUUUUAUACGUUACCUAAUUGGUGAAGAUUUUCCUGGCAUCCGAAUAGGUCCGAACCAACUACAGAUAGUUUCAUAGCUGUCAUGAACGAUUCAAGAAGCGGGAUUAUUCCUGGGAAUGCUCUUGUAAUGGAUUAUUCAAAGCAAUUUCGACCUCUUUCUAAAUUUGGAAAUGGUUUUUUAAAUCGUUUUCAGUGUGCACACAUGCCAAAUGGUGUUUUGGAUGGAAUUACGUUUAUUGAUACACCUGGUAUUUUGAGUGGCGAGAAGCAACGUGUCGAUCGUGGUUACGACUUCUCAGGUGUUAUUGAGUGGUUCGCAGAGCGCGCAGAUAGAAUCAUAUUGCUUUUUGACGCUCAUAAACUGGAUAUAUCGGAUGAAUUCCGGCGGGUCAUCGAAGUUUUAAAGUCGAACGAAGACAAAAUACGUAUUGUUUUAAAUAAGGCAGAUACAAUUGAUUCUCAACAACUUAUGAGAGUGUAUGGUGCUUUAAUGUGGAGUUUAGGAAAAAUAUUAAAUACACCUGAAGUAGCACGUGUAUAUAUUGGUAGUUUUUGGGACCGUCAGUUAGUAUUUGAUACCAAUAGAAAGUUGUUUGAAUUAGAGAAAAUGGAUUUGUUUCGUGAUUUGGCUACUCUACCUGCAAAUGGUACUCUGAGAAAAUUGAAUGAUUUCAUUAGACGUGCUCGUCUUGCCAAAGUUCAUGCUUAUGUUAUUUCGCAUUUGAAAAAAGAAAUGCCAACAAUCGUUGGUAAAGAUGCUAAGAAAAAGGAGCUUAUCAAUAAUUUAUCCAAAGUAUACGACAUCAUAUCACGUACACAACAUAUAUCAAUUGGUGAUUUCCCUAACAUUAACAGAAUGCAAGAAUCUUUAGAAGUACAUGAUUUUAGAACAUUUCCUGCGCUACAACCAAAACUAAUCAAAGCUGUCGAUGAAAUGUUAUCGAGUGAAGUAGCAAAAUUAGUACAAAUGAUUCCAAUGGAACGUGAUGCAAUCGUAGAAACACAUGGUCCAGCUGUUACAGGUGGUGCAUUCGAUACUUCUGGUACACCAUUCAGUUUUCAUGCUGGUGAAGGAUUUGAAGAGGGUCGCUUUGAAAAGGAUUGGAUUGUUGAUCGUUUUAGAGAACCAUGGGAUAAAGAGUUUGACAAACUAAAUCCUGUGGAUGGUAAAAUCAGUGGUGAAGCUUCACGUAGUCAUAUGGUCAAAUCCAAUUUACCUUAUAGUGCAUUGAAAAAUAUUUGGAUACUAGGUGAUAUUGAUCGUGAUGGUUGUCUAGAUGCUGAUGAAUUCGCUUUAGUCUGUUAUAUAAUGAAAUUAAAACUAGAAGGCUACGAAUUACCGCCUACACUUCCUGCCCAUUUAGUACCACCAUCUAAAAGAAGUUCUGAACAAGCACUUCGUAAUGGUUACCAUAAAGAAUAA